AUGCCAUCGGCGGUAACUUGCCUCGGUUUCAUCCUUCUGUUCACCAUCAUCUUCAUCAUCACCUCUCUCUUCUUUGCGUUCAUCUAUGUUACGGGUCGGUAUAUCUAUGACAGAUUAUACCCUGAAACCCGCCGGACUGCCAACGAUGACGAAGGCGUAACGAAAAGUCACAAAGGCUUCAUUGACCGCCCGACACUACACGACGGUCUAUCUGAUCGUGGACACCAUACGCUCCAGAAUCAAAGGCAACACUCCUUUCACACUCUGCCUUACAAGGGUAUUCAACAUGUCACAACGCAGGGGAGCGGAGGGACAUUGCUUAACACCCAAAACGCGUCUACUCAGCAUGGAAUUCCUGUUGGGGUUAAGAUUCCCCCCAAUCCUCACGUAGAUCGCAGUGCUCAGUCUCUAAGGGGACCCUGGAUGUCAACGAGUAACAGCACCUUCGACUCUCAUGUCCACGCUACUCCGAAUCCUCAACGCCUAUCACCUGUUCCAGCAGCUGUCGACGAAGCACAAGGAUACAAGGCAUACUCGGUUCUUACUAUCACAAUGCGCUAUUCCAAGAUCCGCAACAAAGACGUCCAUAUCCGAUACUUCACUUCCUCCAGUGCCUCUCGCAUACGCUCACCACCUUCGCAAACCCCGUGUUGGAUCUUUGACCCUGAGGAUUUGUAUCUCCACUGGCAAGGACCAUCUAAUGUCAAAGUGUGGAUCUGGGAGCGCAAUGGCAAUGGCGAGACAGGUGGUGCCUGGCGUCCGAUCCAGGCGGGGUAUUCGCACCCUCGCCUGCCAGAGCAUCAGUUCCAUGUGCUGAAGAGCGCUAGACCGACGUGGAUUAUGAUGUCGACAUGGCAGAAAAGGUAUUGGCCUGGAGAGCGUGCGCAGUUAAUGAAUCGCAAGUCGAGCCGACAUCAGAUUCACACUUCGAGUUGA
Laccaria bicolor S238N-H82 is the source of this 936-nucleotide messenger RNA. RefSeq lists its product as uncharacterized. Lineage: Eukaryota; Fungi; Basidiomycota; Agaricomycetes; Agaricales; Hydnangiaceae. The coding region runs from base 1 to 936 and encodes 311 amino acids. The record is from RefSeq and is a predicted model, not a curated record. The transcript is spliced from 5 exons.